UUUCCUUGCCAGAACAAUCGUCCAGCAGCUCGAGCCAGGCGCCUGGGCAGCCAACACGGGGAUGAGCUUUCCAAAACUGUUCUCAGCUAAGGACACUCAGCUCAGCUCUGCACAAUACAGACAGACACUUUUCAGAUCAAUGCAGCGUCAUACCAGGGGAGGAGAAGGUCUCUCUCUCUCUCUCUCUCUCUCGCCCUGCUCUCUCUCAUUCAAGGGAACAAGAGCAUGUGUGAACGCGAGUGACGGCUAUCUGCAGUGAACCAGCCUUAAUGGAUUGCUUUUUUUACUGUUACUGCUACCUCCAAACUCGUACCUUCUCCACAUUCUUCACCCAAGUGUUCGACGGAUUGCGGUGAGAGCAUGUGAAAGCAGGGAGGGUGCAGCUGCUGGCGUGUGCGUCUGUGUGUGUGUGUGUGAGAGAGAGUGCGCGCGUGUGUGUGUGUGAGAGAGCAGAGAGAGCUACAUCAGGGAAAAAAUAACCUAAUGACUGCAGUGCGUGUGUCAGCCGUUUUAACUGGGCUUCGCACAUGCAAACGGACAAGCGGCAAGCGGGGACACAUCAGCAACAGGAACAGCCAAGUGGAAUAAACCGGACGAGAGACAAAAGGAGAAGAGAGCAUCUGAAAGGACGGUGGAAUUUUUAUGCCUCUUCCUCUCACUACCCCCUCCCUUCCCCCUCACCCUCGGUUUAGUGCAUGCAGGCAUUCACCGUGGCGAUUUAGACUCGGUUUUUAGUGGUGGCAUCAAACCACAAUUUCCAAGGACAACCAUCUGCGGACAAACCGUCAACAAGCAGAGGCGCAUGCGUCUGAGCAAAACUGGAAUAUGUUAUCUUAACCUAAAGCUCGGUCAGCCUGAGGCUCUGCUGCUUUAUACACUCCUCUGUGGAUUUAUUAGUAAUCGUUCUCUUUAGUUUGUGUUUUGUACAAAAAAAAAAAAAAAACUGAAAAGGAUUUACCUUUGGAUACAGGAUUAAAAAAAUAUGCACCUAGCUGAUCUAAAAACGGACGUGUAAAUUGAGUGAGGUAGGUUUCUGGUCUUUCCAAACGUUUUUAUGCAGUAAGUCUGUAAGUGCUGAUUUAUUAAAUGUUUGGCUUCUGCCCUCUGAACACAUCCCUUCUACACCAGUCAGUGCAAAUCACCCCGACUACCAGAACCGCAAAUGGAAAACAGAGUCCGAGUUUUGCUUAACCCUGGGUAGAGCUAGCUCUCCUAACUGGAGACAAAUCCCUCCCAUUGAUCCCAUUUUACCACCAUCCAGCCCAAUCUCGCUGCCACCCAUCCCACGUCCCAGCCCCCUCCCACCCCCCUAAGACCAUGUUGAAAUAUGAUUGUGCCACAACAUGAGUGUCCGGGAGCGUGUAGCUGCACAUCGAGUCAGGAAAGCUGCCCUGCUCUUUGUCAUCGUUCUCAUGGUGCAAAUGUAUGUGGAGGAGGUGGUGGGGGCGCUGGGGACUCAGGGUUGCCCCCCUGUCUGCUCCUGCAGUAAACAGCUCAGCAAGGUGGUGUGUACCCGCCGUGGCCUCACUCAUGUGCCCCUUGGCAUUCCGACCAACACACGACACCUCAAUCUCAUGGAGAACGCCAUCGAGGCGGUGCAGGCCGAUUCCUUUCGCCAUCUCCACCACCUGGAGGUGCUCCAGCUAGGACGCAACGCCAUCAGACAGAUCGAGGUGGGAGCUUUCAACGGGCUGACCAACCUGAACACCCUGGAGCUCUUUGAUAACCGUCUGACCGUGGUGCCUAGCGGGGCCUUCGAGUACCUGUCCAAGCUGAGGGAGCUGUGGCUCAGAAACAACCCAAUUGAAAGCAUUCCAUCUUAUGCCUUCAAUCGCGUGCCCUCUCUCAUGCGGCUGGAUCUGGGCGAGCUGCGAAAACUGGAGUACAUCUCUGAUGAAGCCUUCGAAGGUUUGGUCAACCUCAAGUACCUCAACUUGGGAAUGUGCAACAUCAGAGGGGAGAUUCCCUCCCUGAACUCACUGCUAGUGCUUGAGGAGCUGGAGAUCUCUGAAAACUUUUUCCCGGUGAUCAAGCCAAGCUACUUCAGAGGCCUGACUUCACUUAAAAAGCUAUGGAUCAUGAACUCUAACAUAGGACUAAUUGAACGUAAUGCAUUUGAUGACCUGUCCUCACUGGUAGAUCUGAACCUGGCCCAUAACAACCUGAGCUCGCUGCCCUAUGACCUCUUCACUCCACUGAGGUACCUGAUGGAACUGCACCUCCAUCAUAACCCCUGGAACUGCGACUGUGACUCGCUGUGGUUGGCACGCUGGCUGCAUCAGAACAUCCGUACAAACUCAACCUGCUGCGGCAGAUGCCAUUCUCCAGCGCACAUGAGGGGCCGUCAGCUGGUGGACGUUGCCCAAGGAGACACCGAUGCCAUGCAGUGUUCUGCACCCUUUAUCUCUGAUGCUCCUAGAGACCUCAAUAUUUCAGCUGCUCGAGUGGCAGAGCUCCGAUGUCGAACAGCAUCCAUGUCUUCGGUGCAAUGGUUUUUACCUAACGGUACUAUACUGACACAUGCAACAAACCAUCCACGCAUAACCGUGGUUAAGGACGGGACUCUAAACUUCUCGAACGUGCUGCUGAGUGACACGGGCAUGUAUACCUGCAUGGUGUCCAACGCAGCCGGAAAAUCCAACGCUUCAGCUUAUUUAAAUGUCAGCACAGCAGAGCUCAGCACGUCAACCCAUUACUUUAUAUCAGUUACGCCGGACGGUCUAAAACCAAUGUCAAACAUGCCCAAAUCCCGGCGCACUACAGAACCAGAUCAAAGCACCUCCACCACCACUUCUCCUUCAGUCUUUCAACCGGUUUUCAUCUCAACACCAACGGUCAUCCUCCAAAGCACUGACACGCCACCAAGCCGCCUGCCAGCCAUGCCCACAUCCAAAGGGACAACAAAGAACCAGCCUAAAUCCAGCAGUACCAGUCUGGACGAGGUGAUGAAGACUACUAAGAUCAUUAUCGGCUGCUUUCUUGCGGUAACGCUGCUAGCGGCUAUCAUGCUAAUCGUCUUCUAUAAACUGCGCAAGCGACAUCAACAAAGGAGCACAGUUUCAACAGCAAGGACUGUAGAGAUCAUUAACGUAGAUAAGGAAGACCUGCCUCCACCCGCGUCCGCUGCCAGUAUGCCAGGAGAUGGGGCAGUUAAACUACCAGUGAUCAGAGACCACAAUAGCAUACAGAAAUUAGACUACAUAACCCACAAAUUGGACUACAGCUACCAUACAGCUGAACUCAAACCAGAUUACACCCUCCACAAACCCAAAUCUCAUUUCAGCACCUUGAAAACCAAAUCUGACAGCAGUACUGACAUCCUGAAGCCAGACUUUACCACACAUAUGUCCAAGUUCGACUACAACACACUUGCACAUGCAGACUACAGUUCCCACAAAUCUUCUACAAACUACACGCACAAGUCACUGCCUGAUUAUCACAUACACAAAAAAACAGAGCAGAGCCCUUACAAACCCGGAUACAGCACGUACAAACCUGACUACAAACCCCAGACCGUCCAUCUGGACUUCAGCCCUUUCAAAUCCGAUUACAGCACUCACAAACACGCCAUGGACCUCAGUAUGCACAAACCCAAAUCAGAUUACAUUCCUAACAAAUCUGCUCUCAGCUACAGCCCACUGAAGAUGGACUGCAGUCAUUUUAAAACAGACUACAGUGCGUUUAAUGCAGAAUACAGCCCACUCAAGGCAGAAUACUUCAGCCACAAGCAGGACUCGAGCCCUCACAAACCCGAGACGGAUUACAGCCACCACCAGAUCAAAUAUAACACUCAGAACUCGUACAAGCCUUGGGGACACACAAACAAAUGGACAGAAAACCGCAGCACUGGAAACUCCCUUCCACGAACUUUCCCCAGUAUGAGCACGCCCGAGCCCUUCGUCAUCAAAACACACAACAAGGACAAAGUGCAGGAGACGCAAAUCUAACCUUCGCAUAAAAGAAUGCAGAUCCUGAUUUACAAAAAAAAAAAAAAAAAAAAGUCAAUUACACACAUUAUUCUUUUAGAUCAAGAAAAGAGAAGGUGUGUAUGUGUGUGUAUCUGGGAAAACCCAUGGAGUGUUGGCGAACUGACAAAAAAUAUAAAAAUAUUAUUAAAAAAAAACACAAACAGUGAGCUUUUCUGCCCCGAAAGGUCUUUAACAAUGCCGUGGCCAUGAGCCUGCACAUCAGUUUUUCAAACACACAUACACACACACUCAGUCAGCCCUAGUUACAGUAAGUGUGAUACAUGCUAACAUCAGACUCUCAUCAAACUGCUGGGCAUUUACUCCAUAACCACACAGAUCAGAAAGAGAGCAGAGUCGAGCUGUAACCCACCCGGACCACGACGUCAGGGGAAAAACAGGAACCGCUCGCUCAUCAGGGGGGUAAAAACGGCCGAUUAUUCAGUUUAACUACGGCAAAGCCAGACAAUCAGCAAUCAGGUUCCCAUGUGAUGAGGUGUGUGUUUAAAUGCCAUGAGUGAGGAUUGCCCCAGUUGGUGGUGAUGACUAAAGUGAUGAGACGAGCUACUAAGGAAUAUUUAAAAUUGUUUACAUAUUAUUUGACAUUCUAUUGUAAAAUUCUAUUUAUUAUUAUUAAUCAUCGUGUAGACCUGACAAAAUUAAAGCUGCUAUGUACACAGACCUCAGAUCCACCGUCAGCUUUUUCACUGAAAUUCAGUGAAGACUUUUAAUUCACUGUUCGAUCAUUAGAGAGCUGGGAAUGUGGAGAAGUGCAACAGGGCAGGAACAGCUGUACACUUCAGGAGCUCAUGUCUUUAAAAUGCCAACAGUCCACCAUGUGAAGGAGGAUUUCCCCAGCACACACACACACACACACACACACACACACACACACACACACACACACACGGGCUGCUGAUAGAGAAACCAAUCAUAUACAAUUAAAAAAGUUGAGACUAUUUUCUACCUUGUAACGUUUAUUUAAUGACGAGCUGUUUAAAAUGACUUUAGCACUCGAGCGAGGGUCGUGUUUUCACUGGACAUUGUGCUGUUUCUAAACCAUGCUAUAGUGAAUGCAGUAAAAAUAAAUCAAAAAAGGAUUGAAAUUAUUUAUAUUGAUAAGAUUUUCUUUAAGAGGAAAAAAAAGACACAAGUUGACAUUUACAGAUUUAUCUUGUAAGCACCAUGAAUUUGUACUGUGCCAAAUGUCGUAAAAAUGCAAUAAAGAUUAU
Molecule: messenger RNA, 5197 nt
Organism: Clarias gariepinus (North African catfish)
Lineage: Eukaryota; Metazoa; Chordata; Actinopteri; Siluriformes; Clariidae
Gene: lrrc4.1
Product: leucine rich repeat containing 4.1
Exons: 1
Coding region: 1344-3947 (867 amino acids)
Biological process (GO): excitatory synapse assembly; synaptic membrane adhesion; postsynaptic density protein 95 clustering
Cellular component (GO): postsynaptic density membrane; plasma membrane; glutamatergic synapse
Molecular function (GO): protein binding
Source: RefSeq, a predicted model, not a curated record